This is a messenger RNA of Liolophura sinensis, 7169 nucleotides long. RefSeq names its product trithorax group protein osa-like. The transcript has 11 exons. Gene Ontology annotation, biological process: regulation of DNA-templated transcription. Gene Ontology annotation, cellular component: RSF complex. The record is from RefSeq and is a predicted model, not a curated record. Lineage: Eukaryota; Metazoa; Mollusca; Polyplacophora; Chitonida; Chitonidae. The coding region runs from base 84 to 4826 and encodes 1580 amino acids.
AAAUAUGACCAGCUCAAAAUGGAGGUCAUCUUGUUGGCUAGGUGGAAGGCGAUGGCUUUUCCCAGCUGAGCUUUAUCAUCGGAAUGCCCCGGAAGAACAAAAGUCAAGAGACCAGUCGGUGUGAUGGGUUGCGGGCUAUGUGGGAGUUGCCCUACCUUAAUCAGACACUUGGGUUUCUUCAGGAUAAAUUAAAACUUGCACACUUCACUAUACAGGAGUUUGAAGACAGUUUGUUGGAAAAAGAAAGCUGGCCGUUGCUGGAUAUUUUUACAAAUCUCCUACGUUACCUCACUGGGAACACAGCAAUAGUGUUUGAAAAUUUGGAAGAUCAUUUAUCAGAGUUGAUUACGUCUCAUCAGAGGACAGAUAACAGUCUGAAAGACGAAAAAUUAUCAAGCCUUUCACCUGAGAAUAAAGUGCAACUGUUGAAGUGGCUGCUAGAUCAGGUCAUAGAAGGACGGGAUGAGGAUGUGUCUGACUACCUCAAUGAUCACUUCUCCCCUAACGACCUGCGACCAAUAAAUGUUGGCCAGGAUGCCUUCAACAACACUUACUGGUACUUCGGUGAUCAACGACUGUACAAAGAAAAUACAUCAAGAAAAGCAGGAAAGAAAGAUUGGGAGACAGUGUGUGUUACAUUAAAAGACUGGAGGUUUUUUCUCAAGCAGUUCCGCAAAACAACCAACCCCCAGGAGAAAGAGCUAUUCCAUUACUUGAGUGAUGAGUUGUUUCCCUUAGUGAGAGCUCAAUUAGAGAGUGCUAAGUCUGUCGAGAGCAGUCUUUGUCCAGCCAAGAAAGGGGAGGUAACGCUACCAGAGGAGUUGGAGUUCCCAGAGAUGCUGAAGGAGACAGAUGGAAUGCCGAAUGAAACCAGUGGAAACAGUGUGAAAUGUGAGAUAGGAAAUGUGAAAGCGGAAAUGAAAGAAGAGGCCGUGAAGAGCGUAGAGCCAGAAAGCGGUGGAAUCCCCCCGCAGAACCCUAACCCAAUGCCCAACGGUGAAGUGGAUGUGAAAUUAAAGUUGGAGAAUGGGACUGAUAAGACUCUCCAGGAGAAUAAAAAAGGUGGUGAAGACAAACCAUUGGUUCCACCCCUUGACGAGGCUCCUCCCACAGUUACAUUACCCAAUCAUCAGCCACCUGCCCCACCAGUAUCUCAGCAGGGUGUCCAUUCACAGCCUCCCAUGUCCAUGGAUGCACCGUUUAUGCAACAGCAGAAUCAGAUAUUCGUAUUUUCCACAGGUUUAGCCAAUCAGGCUGCAGAAUGUGUUAUGCAAGGACAAUACAAAUCUAUAUUGGCGUUUCAUAUGGACCAACCAGGUACCAAGAAGAUAUUACAGAAGCACCCCCUGAAGAACUCCCACUUGAACAAGUCAGCAGGAAUGCCUCUCUACAGCAUGGCUAACAUGAGGCCGCCUCAUGUGAACAUGAUGAAGAACGAGCCACGACCGCGCAUGCCAGGAGCAAACAACCCUACAUCUAGUGCUGCCCAGGUCGCCCAGUGGGUGCAGCAACAGAAUGCCAACCUUCAGGAACAAGGAAUGAAUUUCCCACCUGUGAACCCUGGGUUUUCUCCUACUCACCCCAACAUGCCCUCAAAUAUGCAGGGACCUGGUGGACCAAUAGGUCCCAAUUUCCCAAUGAUGCCAGGCAAUCCUGGCUUUGAUAUGUUUAUGGAUGGGGGACAUAGUGCUGCUCAGGCGAACUUGCUUCAAAGCAAAGUUCCCAAUGAAAAUUUGACUCCAGAACAAUUGCAUAGGAGAGAGGAACAGUUAGCAAAUCUACGCAAAAUACAACAAAUGUUGUUCCCUGAACAAAGACAACAGCAGAUGUUUGGUCCAGGGGGCCCAGGUGUUCCUGGUGGCCCUGGCAUGAUGCAGGGGAACAUGCCUGGGGGAAUGUUUCAACACAACAUGAUGGCGUCUCAGCCCAAUAUGGGAUCUCAACAGGGAAUGAUGAUGUCUCCUGGGCCCAUAAGCCCUCCUAACAAUAUGAUGACAUCACAACAACAGUUCAUGAUGUCACAAAAUAUGUCACAGUUUGGUCCUGGACCAGGCCCAGGCCCACAACCUCAGAAUAUGCAAAACAUGACUCCUGCACAAAGGGAGUGGGUGCGGUUGCAACAGGAAUUCAUGAUGGACAAAGGUCGUAGGAUGCGACAUCAGAUGGCUCAGCAAAUGAUGCAGCAACACCCUUCUCAAGGGCCUCCCCCAUCCUACCACAGUUCUAUUGCUCAUAAGAGACAUGGGUCAAUAGGCAUGAACAACCCUACCUCACCAAACACAAAUGGACCGUUAUCAUCUCCCCAAAUGUCUGCUCAAAGUUCUGAUCCGCAGGACCCGUUAGGGAUGUUUGUAGGCCCCGCUCAGCGGAGGCCAUCCAUGGAUGCCUUAGAUCCUACAGGAGCUAUGAACCCAGGCAUGUCAUCUCCUAUGGGGCCUUUUGAACCAGGCAUGAUGCCUGGACCAGGAGGUGUCAACAUGCCGCCUAUGCCCAUGGGACAGUUCCAUAAUGGGAUGCCAGCUAGUAGAAAAAUGCUUGGACAUUUGCACCGUGCGGGUAAUCCUGAACAAUUUCAGCCCGAGGUUAUGAUGGGGGGGCCUGGUCCUGGUCCAGGCUCAAGCAACGUGAAUAACUCUUCAGGGCCUAAACCUCCCCCAAGCUAUGCCCAAGCUCAGAAACGGAAGAGGGAAGACAUGGAGGAACUUUACAAAAAUCUGCAACCAACACCUUCACCACAGCAAAUGAAUUACCUCAAUCAGUUUGAAGGGCAAGAGUUAACCAUCACAAAACAACUCAAUUCAGCAUAUCAUGAACAAAGCUCAACCUCAGACUCUCAGAAUAAUCAUUUUCCUCAUAAUCAGUCUGUGAACUCGCCGUUACAUGCUCAUGGACCAGGUUCUAACAAGUCACCCGUGGCUGCCUCUCAUCAGGUGUCCAACCCUGGAGCCUUGGGAAGUCCCUCAAUAUCGAGGCCUGGCCCAUCCCCACUUUCAGGAGCCAGCAUGAGACUGUCUCAUUAUGACCCUCCCCCAGUGGGCAGUCCAAACACACCAACAUCAAAAACUGCUAUGUCAAAUAUAACCUCAGCCAGCCUGGCUAAUCUGGCCAAAGGUGUUGAACAUUUGUCAAAUCAAAUGCAGCAGAAUAUGAUGCAGGGUGGACCUUUCCACAGCAUUCAGAUUCAGGGUCAAAUGAGUAAUCCAGGGCAAGGGAAUGGCCAUCCUCCUUCAUCAACAAGCCCCACCAGCAGCAGUAUGCCUCCAAACUCAGGCCAACCCAGUGUCAACAAUACAUAUGUCAAUGCCACAAUGUCAAUACAACAGUUGAACAUUCAAAGUGUCAAUGCUCCUAGUAACUAUAACCCAUCUAUGCAAGUUCAGCAAAUGAACAAUGAUCCAUCAGCACCACCUCAUGUAGGUAUGCCCAUUGGAGCGAGUGGUGUGCCUCCCUCGUCGGGCAGUGCGGGUGGUCCGGGUAUGUCGUCAGUUGUUAGCAUGUCCCAAUCUCAAAGCUCGGUGCAAAGUUUGUCUCAUGCUAAUGCGACCAAACCACAGUUCCCCAGUCCACCAGUUUCACAAAUACCAACAGGCCCAUCAGGGCCUAUGGUGCCGGUAUCUGGUGCCAAGAUGAACAGUUCUCCGAGUUUUGCUCCGGCUAGUGGAGUUGGAAAUGCAAACAUUCAAAUUCAGCCAAAGGCUCCAAAUACAAUUCAGUAUCUUCCAGCAAAUCCCCCUGCCACUCAAGCCAGCAUGAACAAUAAUGGUAUGGGUCAGCCUGGAAUGGGUAACCCAUUGUCUCAAGGUGCCAUGUCAAAUCCUAUGAGCCAAUCUGGCAUGAACAACCCACUGGGACAACCGGGCCCAGGGAUGGUAAAUCCAAUGCCCCAGGGUGCAAUGGGAAAUCCAGUGGGCCACCCCAUGGGGCAGACGGGCAUGAGUAACUCAAUGGUACCUAAUAAUAUGAAUCCAUCAAUGACUAGCAUGAAACGCCCAGAAAUGGAAUUUAUGAACAGAUUUCCCUCACCCAUGACAAAUCUUGAGGGUAAAAUCCCAACAUCCAAAAUGAACUAUCUUCCUAAUAGCUCACAAAACCCAGGAAUGCCAAACCCUAGGAUGGGUGGAGCUUAUAGCAAUCAAGCCAUGCAAGCAAUGCAACAACAGAUGAUGAUGAGGGGAAAUGGUCCCCAAAGUCACCAUGGUAUGCCAAAUCAAAAUGGAAUGAGUUCUAUGGGACCGAUGAACAGUAUGGCUGGAGGAAUGCCUCCAAUGGGUAGCCCAAUGGGAGGUAUGGGUAGCCCUAAUGCCAUGAGCAGUAUGCCCACAAGUAAUAUGAAUAUAAGCGGCAGCAUGCCUCAGAUGAGCAAUGGAAUGAAUCCUAUGAUGGCAGCAGCUGGAGGAGGGCCUAGCAUGAACAACAUAAGCCAUAUGAACAGUGGCAUGGGUAACAUGAACAAUAUGGGGCCAAUGGGCUCAGUACCCUAUGGCAAUAAUCCGUCUUUCUCCCCGGGUGGACAGCCUCAGAUGAUGACCAGCAUGAUGCAAAGCCAACAGAUGCAAUUUCAAGCUCAGAGUAUGUCUUCAAUGCCCAUGCAGGGUCCCAUGAUGUCGCGUCAAGCCAACCCCUCAGCCAUGCGCAUGUCCAGUCCGCCACAGGGCAUGAUGCAGCCGGGAGGCAGGAGCAUGGGCUAUAAUGCCCAAUUUCAACAAUUUCAACAGCAAAUUUAUUCACAAGGACGACCCCGCCAAAUGUCGCCUAUUCCCAGUAUGAUGGGAAACCCCGUACAACCUUACAUGGACAUGAUGCCCAAUAUGCCUGGCCCCACGUGACACAAACAUGACCUGAAAGAUGUUAUGUGAUUUGUGUGUGGGUUCAGGAAGCUGUUGUUACAAGGAUUAACAUUUGUUUCUUCUGUUGUUUACCAUGUGAAGAACGUUGUGUUCAUUUGAAUAAUCAAGAGUUUUCUCAGACAUUCUAUUUCAUUAAACGAUUUCAUUAUUAUUGUUUGAUGAUUAUUAGAAAAUGACGCAAUUUUUUUUCUAUUAUUAUUAUUAUAGUUAAGUGUUUGAUAUUAUAAAGAUGCGUUAAAUUUGCUAAUCAAAUCAUGACCAACACACUCCUCACAGUGUUUGUCUUAAGGAACUUACUCAAGAUUCUCCCAUUUACGUAUACAUAUAUGUAGUGGAUGAAAGAAGCCCAAAUUCAUUGCCUAUCAUAGACAGAAGGAAUGUUGGACAAAAAACUGCCUCAGCUGAAAGUCCAAGCCAGAGUAAGGUCCAGCGGAUUCCCUUAAAUCUAUUUGAUGUGAUUGGGAGAAAUAAUGAUGGCAGUACCUGUAAUAUCGAUAGCUGAGAAGAUUCUGUCGCACGCCUAUGUAAUGUAACUAUUCAGUAUCAUCUGUUAUAACCCUUGAAUUUUAAGGCCUUGGAGAAUUUAAAGAUUUUAUUGGUAGCAGGGUACUUGAGAGAGCUCUGUAAUAAGUAUACAUGUAGGUAGCUCAUACUGUGAUGCGUAAGAGAAAACUUGUGCACCGAGUAACCGCUAACUCAUUAUUUUUGACAGUGGAGUUCAGUGCAUCCCCUUAUUUCCGUAUGAGAACAGGAGUAUCUUUGGUCAGGUAUUACAGGGUUUCAUCAUAUCUGGCUGCACCAUUACACCACCGUUUUCGUCAGUUUGUCCAAUAACAAAGGGUAGAUUAUGGAUCUGCUGGUGGCACCACUCAACUACUUGCUUUCUACAUGCAUCUUCCAUUUGGGGUAAAAUUUGAAAUAAUUACCUCUGUCUUCCGGCUUCAUCUCAUUUUUAUUUGACUUAUUUGCAACAAAAGUUGUCAGAAUACUUUGUCAUGUCAAGGGUAAUAUUUAAAGGCAGUAAAAGCAGAGACAUAAGGACAGAUGACUUUUCUGGAAGGAGCUGUUAAAAUAGCCAAGAUCUUCAGUGCAUAAUCUGUAUAUUAAGAUGUUUUGUCCAUUCUUUAUAGGAUCAUUUUACUGCAACGUCUGAUCAUACAUUUCUAAACGAGCGCUACACGCUGACAUCCAAGGCUGUUUUCAAGGUUUCACAUGUGAAUAGGCUGGAAAUGACCUGUUCAUUUGGUUACUGUUCCCUCCUGUUUUAUAGUUAAGGUUAUAGUUUCCCCAUUGCCAAGGAUCGUUUCGUUUGUUCUUCGUUGCCAUGAAAUCUUCUGUUUGUUCCGUCUUUUCAGUUAUUGUUCCCUUUGUUCAUAUUUGCUAGUAUUUUACCUGUUAUCGAUUGCGGCAACCUGUUCUCCUUCUGAUUUCCGGUUUCCAGGCAUUUUCGGUAUAGGAUAUCGUUUAAGACCUGAAAAGGGCUCCCAAUAACUGAACCCUCCAGCGAUAAUGUUGUUGUGAGGAAACCAUAUGGUUCUGCCACUAAACCUGCGAAAACAGGUACAACUCUGCUCGUUCUGUUCUAGUUUCAGUCUGUUCCUUCGUCAAUCUUGUAACUUUUAAAAUUUGAUGUUUGAAGGAUACGUUGUCAACACAGAUAGCUCCCUUCUAUGGUUAUAGUGUAAAUAUGUAUGUACGGGUUUACCUCGUAUACGUGUAAAUACCAUGUCAUAUCAAACAGUUAACAGCGUGUAACCGCAGUUUGUGACGUUAAUCCACACACUUCUGCCAUCCAGCAUAUAAGCGAACUACGUGCUCCGAAAAUGGAGAGAAUGGAUAGAAUUGGGCAGUUAAUUCAAGUUUAAAUCAUUCUAUUUUUGAUAUAUUUUAUAUAUAUACAUACAUAUAUUUAUAACUGCUGGAAGCUACGUCAAAGAGACCUUUUAAUAAAAGUACUGUAGUGGUCAUAGGCGAAUUUUUAUAUUCAAGUUGGACAUGACGUACAUAAGCCUCGUGGCCAAAGUGGUCUCUGCCUGUUUUUGUUUUUUUUGUUUUUUUUUUUUUAUCAACCCUGGAUUCUUGUAUCAAAUAUUGACGCUUAAUUUGAAAACGCAGAUCAGUUGAAUUGACAUUUCAUUGUGAACUCAUUACAUUUCUGCCAUGUCAAAAAUGUGAUCAAUGGUUUGGGCCGAGUUUCUGUUUGCAAUAACUUGAAACAGAUGACUGGGCUCACAGGAAUAUAGUGGGCACAGUAGCUUCCAGUUGUAUUAUCUAGUAGUUGACGACUGACCGGACGAUGGUUUAGUAAACUGUUAUAUAAUG